This is a messenger RNA of Caenorhabditis bovis, 1065 nucleotides long. The record is from the annotation of a GenBank genome assembly. Lineage: Eukaryota; Metazoa; Nematoda; Chromadorea; Rhabditida; Rhabditidae.
AUGUCCGAUCGACCAUCAUCUCCCAUCAUCAGUAUCGCCUGCGUUGCGCACCUAAUCAAGAUGAAUACGAAUCAUAAUAAUACUUCGGUAGAUUCUUCUGUUCAAUGCGACCUCCAAUCACAUUCCGCCAGCCCUAAUGAAAACAGACCAUCCAAUCGGCUGAUUGUAGAAAGAUCGCAGGGUAUUGAAGGAGCUGAGCAGGCUGUUGCAAGAGUCACUGUAGACUUUCCAUCUAAUAACCCAACUUUGAGCGAAGAGGCAAUGAACAGACUACAAGAUCAGAUCAACAACCUCCUGAAAAACUUUUUGGCUGAUCCAGCAAAUACAACACAGUCUGUGAAGAAUAAAGUUGAUGCUUCAACACAAACUAUUCGAGAGCCAAGUCCAGUGCGAGAAGCUGUCGAUUUCGAGGAAGUUGAAGAAUUUGAAGAAAAUGCACUUAUAGUGGAAAACGAGGCCGGAGGUGAACCAGAAGAAGCCGACAAUGAUGCGAGAGAUGAGUCUGUCGAAAUCCAGUUUGAGAUCAUCCGCAAUGGGGUGUACAAGGAUUUCCGCGUUGUGAUGGAAAAUUUGAGAGGGAUCUCCAUGGCGGAAAUCCACGAAAUGAGUGAAAAUAUAGCCGAAUACCUGGAGUCAUUGUUCCUCACUGGCUCGGAGUUUCUGACACCUCCAGCCACUAAUACCACAGCUAGUGAUCGUGCCUCAGCUAGUACUGAAGAACGCUCUGCUCCAACCACCGAAAGCACUAGUCAAGAAAGUCAGCGUGAUGGAGCUCGUCCACCUUCGUUCAUCGCUGAGUCGGGUUCGUCCGAUGGGGCUCAUCCAUCGUCGUCAACUGAAUCGGCUUCAUCGUCCAGAAUUCGUCGUAAGUCGGAAUCGGUUUCUGACGAAGUUGAAGGAAACGACGCCAAGCGAAGCAAGAAAAACCAAUUGCUCUCGGUCCUUGACCAUGUCGUCGCUGCUGCUCGCCGUCUCCUCGAUGGUGACUGCGAUGAUGCUGUGCCGAAUCUUGAUGUUGCGUUGCCAUGGUGGUCACUCGAUCUUCCGCUCGAUCGUUCACAAUAG